AUGUAUAGAUCUACUCGAGCCGCAAUGAUGCAGCCCAUGGUUAACUCAGGCAUGGGAAUGGCUCCCUUUUUUAAGGUAACAGUGUUUGAGCAGGAGCACUUCCAGGGCAAAUGUCAGGAAUUCACCUCGGAGUGCUGCAACAUCCAGAACUGCGGCAUGGACAACAUUCGCUCCAUCCGUGUGGAGAGUGGCGCCUGGGUGGGCUAUGAGCACCAUGAUUUCCAGGGGCAGCAGUUCAUCCUGGAGAGAGGAGAGUACCCUCACUGGGACGCCUACAGUGGAAACCUGGCUUACCACGUGGAGAGGCUCAUGUCUCUGAGACCCAUCUACUGCGCUUCUCACCAGAGCAGUCGUAUGACGAUCUUCGAGAAGGAGAACUUCCUGGGCCGUAGUGUGGAGCUGUGUGAUGACUACCCUUCUCUGCAGGGCAUGGGCUGGUGCAGCCCGGAGGUUGGCUCCAUGCAUGUGCAGUGUGGCGCUUUUGUAUGUUAUGAGUUCCCCGGAUACAGGGGAAGGCAGUACAUUAUGGAGUGCGAGAGGCACAGUGGUGACUACCAGCACUGGAGGAACUGGGGCUCCCACAGCCAGACCCCUCAGAUCCAAUCCAUCCGCAGAAUCCAGCACUGA
Molecule: messenger RNA, 627 nt
Organism: Chanos chanos (milkfish)
Lineage: Eukaryota; Metazoa; Chordata; Actinopteri; Gonorynchiformes; Chanidae
Gene: cryba1l1
Product: crystallin, beta A1, like 1
Exons: 5
Coding region: 1-627 (208 amino acids)
Biological process (GO): lens development in camera-type eye; visual perception
Molecular function (GO): structural constituent of eye lens
Source: RefSeq, a predicted model, not a curated record